Messenger RNA from Mizuhopecten yessoensis (Yesso scallop), 5871 nucleotides. RefSeq lists its product as uncharacterized. Gene Ontology annotation, biological process: G protein-coupled receptor signaling pathway. The transcript is spliced from 13 exons. Gene Ontology annotation, cellular component: membrane. The record is from RefSeq and is a predicted model, not a curated record. Bases 56 to 4837 code for a protein of 1593 amino acids. NCBI's taxonomy places the organism in Eukaryota, Metazoa, Mollusca, Bivalvia, Pectinida, Pectinidae. Gene Ontology annotation, molecular function: adenylate cyclase inhibiting G protein-coupled glutamate receptor activity.
CUCUGGCCUGAAACAGAAUCCACUAUUAGCUGACCAACUGUUGACUCAUCCGUCUAUGGAAGGAAUUCCUCUCCUGGACACUUACCCGGAUGUAGACCGAAUAACAAGGUACCCGUCGUUAGUGUCAGUGAAUGUGCCGGUAGAUGACGUCACUUCCACUUUGGUUCAUCUGUUGACCCACCUACGCUGGAGUUACGUUCAGGCCGUUUAUCUAAACACGUCUUAUUUCUCCGAGAUUCUGGAUCGCGUGAAUACCGUGGCCGGACGUGCAAACAUCUGUGUGCUGAAGUCGUUUCCAAUCAACAACAACAUGACAACAACACAGAUACUGAAAACGAUACAGUCGUUGCAGACGGAAUACAACACAACCGGAAUCGUGUUGCUGAUGGAUACCUCACUGACUAACCGAUUCAUUGAAGUUUUGAAGACACGGAAAAGCUUGAAAUUGUUUCAUUUCAUCACCCUUGGUAACUGGGAUGACACGAGUGUAUCCCCUAUGUUAGGUACACUUACAAUAAGCCGGGAAUGGAACCAUACACACCUAGCAGCAUCUGAGAGAAACGGCACAUCGGAGGUCCCUUCAUUAGAGACAGCUUUACGGCUUCUGCUGUAUGGAUUGGACCUGGCAAAGCAUGAUAUUACAAACUGUAUUGCGAGAAACACUACCGAUGUCCCUUAUAUAUGUAUUCGGCAGUCUCUACUGGGAGUAUUUCGUGACAACAUGAGGAAUAUUUCUGUCUACAGCUACCAGGGGGACAACUAUACAAAGGCCUGGGUCAAAACCAUGACUGUUGCUGAAAAUGAAAACGAGAUAGCAUCGCCUUUUGUUUUCUACGACAAAGACGAUAAGCCCACUGGUGGUCGUGUUGUUUCGACAAGUCAGCCUUGGCGCUGGGAAUGUCGAAAAUACAUAAUGGAGGACGUGUACGCCUCCCAACGUGCGGAUGUGUAUCUACUUGCUGUAUUACCAGUUCACGAAGCUGCAAACACACCAAAUGGAUGUGGUGACCUCAACCCUGACCAGGUUGUUUUUACAGAAGCAGUUUCUUACGGAGUUGAUAUCAUCAACAAUAACACAGCAAUUCUUCCCGGUCUUUCCCUCGGUUACAUCAUGAUCGACAGUUGUUCCUUUGCCGACCGUACGAUAUUUCAAAUAGAUCAGAUGUAUAGUGCAAAUACAGAGAAAGGAAUUGAUUUUCAUGUAGCGUCCCAAAUGUUUGGAGCUGUCGGCUUCACUCGUUAUAACGAAUACGCACCUUUGGCAGGUUAUCUUCAUAGUAAAGGUCUACUAACGAUUAGCGCAACAGCAUCCGACUCCGAAUUCAGCAACAAAGAAAUAUAUCCUGACUUUAUGAGAAUGGUGCCAGACCAACGGGAGGAAAUAAACGUGAUGUUUCAAAUACUUAAACUCCUUGGAGUCAAGUACAUAGGGAUUUUGCAUACCGAUGUACAUCCCAAUGACGUAAGCGCUAUUGAAGCAAUGGAGGCAGCCAACACUUUUGAUAUAUCAGUCGUCUACAUAGUGCGAAUAACGGAGGAAGUCGGUCAAAACGAUUCAGAUAUGGACUACUUAGUUGAAACAUUUAUUGAAAGAAAUAUUAAUUCAACGACCGUAUUGAUGACAUUUGCCGAGGCUAGGGAAUUAGUGCCAUUGUUUAGAGCGAUGAGGAGACGACAUGUUCAAAACGUUAUUUGGAUUGGUGGUAAUUCGUGGUUCACUACUUUACACGUCGACGAUUUACUACCAUUUGCUAAACUGUUACCCUGGGCGUUCGUGGUAGGAAUUGCAACAUAUCCUGUUCCAUCGUUCAACCGACAACUUACUCAAAUGCAAAGCAACAACCCUACCAAAGGUGUUUAUAUGGAUGAGCUUUUGAAUCUCAUGUCAACGUGCCAGAACCAAACUGACAAAGACGAGACUGACAAUAUUUGUAACAAGUUACAUUCCGACAUGUUUAGUCACAACGAUGCUUACCUUAUCAUUGAUUCCAUAAAGGCACUUGCUGCAGGUUUGGAUGAGAUUAUACAUAAUAAAUGUCCUUUAGGAGACUUCUGUGCAGAUGCAAAGAGCCAUUUAGCAAGUCGACUUCGGAACAAUAUACUCCAAUAUCACUUCUCGGGUUCAACUGGAAAGAAUAUCCGUUUUGAUAGCAAAGGAAAUGGACCAGCAUCAUUUGGAAUCCACCGGGUUGUCUUUGAUGAAGAGCAAAUUAGCAUUGAAUACCAGAAUGUUGGUGCCUUUGAGGACGGCUCGCUCAGUGUAUCCAGUGAUCUUUCGAUUUUGUCGUUAAAUAUAAGGAAAUCAGACUGCAGCUCUGAUACAUGUGCACACGUCCCACCUGAGAUUUUCGGUAAACCCUACGUGUACAUAGACGGUGAUCCAAUGUUGUACGGCUUUGUGAAGCUCUUUCAACGCGAAAACGAUGACACGUGUUCCGGGCGAGUAAACAAUAAUGGGUAUCAAGUAAUGGAAUCGAUGGUUUGGGGUGUAACUGUCAUCAACAACAGCACCACUUUGCUACCAAAUGUGAAGCUUGGUUUAGCUGUAUUCCCCACCUGUGGUGUCGCCACAAGGACAAAAAAUAUCGUACAAAGUGUCCUGUUACCAAACUUAGUACUGCCUACAAAAAGACUACGUCCAAAUACAACCAUUCUCGGGAUCGUCGGAGGCGAAGCCGUAGGAGAGGCUAUCUCUAUUGAAACGGCAACGCGUGAAGUAGAUGUCGAAAUACCAGUUAUAAUAUCGUCGCGGGCUGAUGUAAGCGACGGCCAACCACAUCCACGUCUGUUCAGAACGGUGCUCUCUCCAUUUGCAGAAAUGGACUAUAUUCUGGAACUAAGCUUGCAGUUACGAUGGACUUACAUCCAUGUAGUUUACGAUCCUUUUAUGGAAAGCGUUGUCAAAUAUCUGGGAGAUAUAUUUAAAGCAAAUGGAAUAUGUAUAGCAAGCCGAAAUAUAUUGGAAAAAUCAGCCUCGUCUGAAGUAACGCGGUCUAUACUGGUCAACAUGACGGAAGUAGAGGGCGCUACUGCAGUUAUUCUCGUUAUGCCACCAAAUAACGCUAAGCAAGUACUAACGGUGGCACGAGUAUUAUAUCUGUUAGGAAGGCUAUUCUUCGUGCUCCCGUUUGAAGUGUAUGACUUGGAGAGCUAUCUAUCAGAACAAGACAUAGGCGUGCUUUCGACCCGCAAAGCUGUUCAAAUAAAUGACCAAUUCAUGAACUACUUUUUAAGCCUUAACAUUAAAGACAAAGCAAAUGAUCCUUGGUUUGCUAAUUUUUGGCAGCAAUCAAACGCCUGCAAUUUGCGGUUAUCUAACACCUAUGCCAAAGAUUGCUCGAAUUCAGAACGUCUGUCUAGAAGUAACGUCAUUCCAAGUCCAUCCAUCAACGGCAUCUUGGAUUCAGUCUUCUCCUUGGGGCAUGCACUCCAUGGUCUACUGAGAGAAUGCAAAACGGAUAAGUACGAGUGCAUUAAAGGAGACCGAGCUAUAUUUUACAAUAACAUAGAACGGUAUCUCAGUGCAGUGAACUUCACGUCACCGGGAGGUACACCGUUUAAGUUCCGGGACAAAAACACCGCUUCCACAGCUCUGAUAGUAACAAAUGUUCAGAAGAGUCCUGACGGAGGAAUCCGACUAGUAGACGUUGGUAAUUUUGAAAGCGGAAAGCUUACACUUGAUAUGAGGAAAUUGAGUUUCUAUAGAAAUGGGUUACGUGUCAUGCCUGCCUCUGAUUGUCUUGGCGACUGCCGGAUCUGCUUGGAACCCGAUUUUGUGAAUGCGUAUGACGCUCGAGUGACGUCAUUACGAUCAGCUGGCCCUAUUCUGGAACAUAAGUUUUUUACUGCUCUUGGUGUUAUAGAUAUUCUCCUGAUCUUCAUUUCAUUUAUGUUUAUUACAAUAGCCUCCUACUUUCUAUGUAAGUUUUACAAACAUAAAGUGUUUAACAUCUGUGCUGAUGCUGAUACUGGAAUUCUGAUUGGCUGUUCAAUUAUGACGUUAUCUAGCUGCUGCCAUCUCUUCUCACAAACCAAACUGAUGUGUACUUUACAGGUCGCUGCUCCAGCUCUUUCAUACGCCAUAAGCAAUGCUUCUCUGAUCGUGAAAAUCAACAAGACAGUAUGUUUACGUUCGUAUCUUGGCCUGCAACAAAGCCGUGUACCGCGAUGGGAUUUUGCUCUGACUUACAUACCGUUGCUAUUGGUUCCCACAAUAAUUGCGUUCUUCAAGUGGAUGCAGAGUGACGUCAUCAAUAUCAGUUCGACUGUUCCUGGCAUACGGGAAAUUUCUAAUGUGGACGAAGUGACCAUCACUUGGCGUUGCAGUUUUGAUAAGGAAAUAUACUCUGUGUAUAUGACGACAUUUUGGUUCGUGAUAAUAGAAGUUUUCAUUAUCACGUUUUCGUAUAAACUGCGUAGUAAAGAGGAACCGGAGGUUAAUCAGGUCAUGUGGUCUUCUACAAUAAGUCUAGUGCUCAUCGCUGUUUGUACGUUGGUACUGAUGCUGACUGGUGACGUAGAGAUAUAUGAUAUAGUGAUGUGCUUUGUGUUAAACAUUAACUCGAUGGUGUUUGUGUGUGCUAACUUCCUUCCUGCCGUUCUGCUAUUAAUGACUGAGGAACAAAGGGAAGAGCAGUUUAUGCAUAUGAUGACAAAAGACAGAGUUACACGCAUGGCAAAGUUUUGGCAGGAAAACAAAUCUAAUAAACGCCGUGAAAAGGAAAAUACAGAUAAUGUCGACAGAGGAGAUGAAAAAACAACAAGUACCGCUUCCUUAUGGAAACACGGAAAACAGUUGAGUUUGAAACAAUCAACGACAUCGUUUGGAGAAGCCUAAUUGACAUCUCGAAAGAAACUCUUUGUCACAAAUCACAUGACCUAGCCUAGCAAAAUGACACAUAUGGUAUGUAAUAUGAAAAUAUUGCUUCAAUUAUCGUGCACGAGAAUGCACGAGAACAAAAGGAUUUUAAAUUAAGAACAAAAAUGUACAUUGGACACUUUCGAUGACGCUUGAAGAAAUUAAACUAUCCAAAGACAGAUAGAAAACAAUUUCAUAAUUAAAGAUUAUUUCUUGAUACAUUUAUAUUUUUCUGAACGCAAUCUGGUUCAUGUGGCAUCGCUUACACGAUAUAUGGAAUAUAAAGGUGCACAAUCAGAAAUAAGCAUACCAUAUCAUUUCACUUUGGUUCUGAAAUCAAAAUCACAGAAGUAGAUUAGAUACCAUAUGUUCUGACAUAUACUAUACUCUGUUCGAGGAUUGACCCGGAUUAUUUGCUGUGACGGAAGUUGGUGGGUGGCAUUGGAUAAUGCUUCUAGUUUGUUGUACAAUAAUGUAGCUCUUAGCAGAGAUGUACGAACUUUUUGUAAUACCGGUCACGUAAAAACCGUAUGCAAUAUUCAGUUAAACUUUGUCAGUUUUAUGUGUGUUCAUUAAAUAAUUAAUUUUAAAUACUUUGCAAUUUCAUAUUUAAUUUGCUUAAAUUGUGCAAGAUGAUUCAGAUAGAAACACACUUUGUGUAAUGGUGUGUUGGCGGCAAUUAUAAAAACUUGACUUUUGCUAUCGUUCAAUAAUACCGCUUAUUGUUCUCUUCAUUUGUGUCACUGAUUGUAAAAAUUACAUUUUUAUUUGUAGGAGUGUUAGUACACAGUAUACACGGGUACAUUGUACAUCUCAGGAGAAACUUGUGACACUCUUUAAGAGAAUAGCUCUAGGUAUUUACUCGUAUGGCUUUGAUGAAUUAUCUGAACUCUGAGGUGCUUGUAAUUAUAAUAAUGGGAUAACCGUAUAUAGCGGAUUUGUUUCACUUCAUAUUAGAUUUAUGAUACAAGAUUUUGGAUUUUUCAUUUUCACGAGCUUCUGGCGAACAAAUA